Molecule: messenger RNA, 327 nt
Organism: Chaetura pelagica (chimney swift)
Lineage: Eukaryota; Metazoa; Chordata; Aves; Apodiformes; Apodidae
Product: adenosylhomocysteinase A-like
Exons: 2
Biological process (GO): L-methionine cycle
Cellular component (GO): cytosol
Molecular function (GO): adenosylhomocysteinase activity
Source: RefSeq, a predicted model, not a curated record
GUGGAUCGUUACACGCUGCGCAACGGGCGGCACAUCAUCCUGCUGGCUGAGGGCAGGCUGGUCAACCUGGGCUGUGCCAUGGGCCACCCCAGCUUUGUUAUGAGCAACUCCUUCACCAACCAGGUGCUGGCACAGAUCGAGCUGUGGACCCACAGUGACAAAUACUCUGUGGGAGUCCAUUUUCUGCCAAAGAAGCUGGAUGAGGCUGUGGCUGCUGCUCACCUGGAUAAGCUGUGUGUGAAGCUGACGAAGCUGAGUGACAAGCAGGCCAAGUACCUUGGCUUACCGAGAGACGGGCCCUUCAAGGCAGACCACUACAGAUACUGA